Pocillopora damicornis (cauliflower coral) is the source of this 3736-nucleotide messenger RNA. RefSeq lists its product as uncharacterized. Lineage: Eukaryota; Metazoa; Cnidaria; Anthozoa; Scleractinia; Pocilloporidae. The record is from RefSeq and is a predicted model, not a curated record.
AGAAAAAGGAAAAUUUGAGGGUCCGAGACAAUGGUUGGAGGAAAUUUCAUGGCGCAAAACUCCACACAAGAAUCGUUAUACGAGGAGGUAAUUACAAAGCACCCAUGCCCGCCCAAGACUGAUAUAAACAGCAAUAUUCACAUCGACAUAAACAAUACUUCUGUCCCGCGAGGGAAAGAGGCAAAAUCAGUAGGGAUGCCAAGUAGCGACACAAGGGAUCAUGAAGAAGUUAUGGAGGAUUGCGAAAACAUCUACGAGAUUAUACCAGGAGAUCAGUGUGCGCCACAAAAUAUUAAGCCCUGUCCAGUGAUUCGUUCUUUUAGCUUGAGUAGUGCGGAUAGAAACAAAGAAAGUCUUGAAAGGAAGACAGAACAGCUCAAGGACACUUCGACUUCGAGCGAAUCCAAUUCUGUUCCAUCGUCGCCCAAAGCGGCAGUUCGGGAUAAAACUGAUGAUUUGAAUUCGACGCAAUACGCUGAAAUAAUUCUGACUAAAAGGGUGUCAGAUUUUAUCCCUUCUAGGCCUACAAGGGAAUCGGAAAACCCCAUUCUAAGGCAGGACUUUUCAGGAAGCCUCUCGGGUUUACCAGAAAACUUACGAAAUUUGCACAAGCACCUCACUGAGUUGUCCCAAGAUCGGUUUCUCGAAGUACGCAACGCAAAGACAACUCCAUCCACAACUCCCGAAUGUGCUCGAAAACCCAACGAAGGAAGCCAACGAUUGCCGAAAACUGUUUCUCCGAGACAUUCGCCAAAUCAUUCACCGCGCGCAAAGGAGUCGCCAGGUCCGCUUUACUCAAAUAUGGAAUUCCAAUUUAUGGAGGACAACAACAGUUCUCGGCGAAGCUCUGCAUGCAGCAGCGUUAGUUUUAAUGAACGGCAGAGCUUGAGUAGCUCAGAGGAUGCAAACAGAGAUACUGAGGAGUCGCCCUAUGAAAACAUUAAGGGUUUAAGUGUGAAUGAGGCUGGAAGAACUCGAAAUGGGAGCGAGCCAGUUGAUAUUGUGUACAGUGAUUUGCAUUUCCAUGAAGCGCACCGAUCUAGAGCAGUACUUGAAAAAACUGUAACCAGCCCUGUUAGUACCUCGCACGAGACAGUUAGCACCGAUCACUCGAGAGCUCGCUCACUCCCGGUACAGUCAAGCCCAAAAUUACCUCCUCGAGAAAAAUUGAACCUGAAUUCAAGCGAUCCACGACCGAAGAGUCGGAGUCUGGGAAAGCUGAGUGGAGGCGCGCUCGGAUUUUACGUUGCGCAUUUUGUCAAGCGAGUAACUGUUCAGAGGUCGAACGCAAAAACUCUGCAAAUGACAAUUCAAGAUAUUGUGUCAAAGACAAAAGUAGAGGAUUGCUCUUCAGUAAACGUAGAAGUUACAUCUGAUAUGAUGCGAAUUAGUACAAACUGCGCGCCUUAUGAGGUGAUCGCAAGUUUUGAUGUGGAAAACAUUGGCUGCAUUGAUUUGUUUGAGCAGGACCACACGACCUUAGGAGUUGUAGUAUGUUUGCCGGAUGUAGACGCUGAAUGUUUUGUCAUUCGAUGCUCAGAAGCUCAGAAGAUCUACAGUGCAGUCAGAAACGCUUUCAAUUCUUCAAACUCAAAGACUUUCAAGGUGCCAGCCUCGACUCCAGUUGGACCAGAGAGCUGGUUGGGAGAUGAUGACAUCACAACGUUCACUGGCAUUUCGUAUCUCGGAUCACUCAAGGUCAAAAAGUCGUACUUGUUGAUCAACGAAAGUAUCACAUCUCUCCUGGAAAAGGCACAUCCCAAAGAAUUCAAAAACACUUUUGUUGAAGUACAUGCCAAUCAAAUUCGAAUAAUAGAUUCACGGGACAAUAAAAUAAUACAUCAACACGCCAUUCCAUGGAUCUUACUGCUCGGUGUUUACGAUCAAGACACAAGGCUCUUCGGCUACAUUGUGUCGGAUGCACGACAAGGGGAAAAGACCCGGAUGAUUUGUCAUGCGUUCCGAUGUAGUCGCAUCACUACGUCAGUGGCUGUAACUGAAGCUAUCCGGCUUGGUUGCCAGGCCACGUAUUCCGAACGGAGGGACUCGGUUCGAUCAUCAAGGCGAAUCUCGUUCAUUUCAGAUAGUUCUAGUGGUGGAUCUUUGGAAACCAUGUCUUCGCCGCCGAAUGAACAUCUUGAUUCCGCGGUUGAAAAACCGAAAAGCAAACAGCAGAGUUCAAAACAAGAAAACCCCAAAGCAAAGGAGAAGGAUUUCAUAAAAAGCAGCCUGAAGCCGAAACGCUUUGCCUCCAUGCCAAAUUUAAUGAGUCGUAAGUCUUCUAAAAAAGACAAAAAUCUCAAAAUGGAAAGCCACACCGACAAGAAUUCUGGGAGAACUACCUCGAUCAGUUCUGCGGAAGGGGAUGACGUCAUCGAAGGUUCAUGGGAGGUAGUGGAGGAGGAAAAGGUUUACAAUUUUGAUGUAACAUAUCUCUGUUCCACUGUUGUCAAUCCACCUCUCCGACCAAAACACUUGCGUGAAUGUGUCAAACAAUACCAGAAACAGCAGGCUAAGUUCCUGAAAAAAUUCGGACACGAACAGCCUUCGAAUGAGGUUGCUUUAUUGGUGUGUAUAGAUGGAGUUGAAAUGAAGGACUCACAGAAAGGAGGCCAAGGGAUGUUUUUCCCCCUAAGUUCAGUUAGCAAUGUAAUGGCUCAUCCAGAGACACCUGAAUACUUUGCUUUCGCGACUGUGGUUACUGGAGAUUCAAAACAUAAGUGCCACUUGUUUCAGCAAACGAAAGUUCCCUCUUCUGAGUUGAUUCAGAGUUUCCAAGCAUUUAUGUAGAGGAAAGUCCUAACAAACACUGCAUCACAAAAGCACGAAUUUGUUGUAGAGUGGUUGCUGAGUAACUGUGGUAAAACUAAGACCAAGUUCUGACUAAUCAAAGCGAAAGCUUAUCAGUGUCAAUCACCCUAUCAAAAAAUAAUGAAAAUGUGCGUCCGGCGCCAAGCGCGGGAAAAAUGCCAUUUGCGUCAUUGCUGGUUUUGAUCUUAAUUGCCAAUGGUUAAAAUUUGCUAGGUUUGUGCUGAUUACACCAAAUGACAUUGUAUUACUUGAUUAUCGCUGGGGAUUAACGAAUAGAGCGAAACUUACCAAAACAAAGAAUGUCAAUUAAUUUUCAUUCUGCGAAAAGCUCACUACAUCCGUGUACCAAUCCACGAUACCAGCCGGUUGUUUUGAAGCAGGAAUUGACCAAGGAUCUAAAACAAAUUCACCCAAGAAACGGGUUUCAAAUGGCCAUUUGUUCGGAAAUACAUGUCAUGUUCGAUUUUAACCUUCGUUAUUAAUCAUCAACUUAUCUGACCUACCGAGUAUUUGUAGAAUUGUAAGGUUCCAUUUUUUUACUAAUCACAGAAAAUGACGUGUGAGACAAAUUUGAAGCAAAUUAGGAGACAGAGCUUCUUGCCAAAGAGAAUUACUUAUACAGAAGUAUUUUUAUGCCUAUCGUUUUAUAAAGUAAAUUUAGAUUUCCGGGUAAUUUAUUAGUCUUCAAUGUCAGUGAAAUGUUUCCAUCGGAAGGUACUAUUUUGCAUGGUAGCAAACAAAAGAGUCUUGCUAGAGGUCUUCGAAUAGAAGAGAUCACAUUUAUAUAUUAUACAUAUGUAAAAAAAUACUAUUUCUUGUCUCGAGAACGACAUGAUUCUUAGCUUAGUCAUGGAUAUUGUGACAACGAAAACGUUUGUGAGAUUUUUUUACCAGUCCAUUAAAAAUGAACACAAGUUUUAUGGAG